Molecule: messenger RNA, 2790 nt
Organism: Nicotiana attenuata
Lineage: Eukaryota; Viridiplantae; Streptophyta; Magnoliopsida; Solanales; Solanaceae
Product: phosphate transporter PHO1 homolog 9-like
Exons: 13
Coding region: 305-2611 (768 amino acids)
Biological process (GO): phosphate ion transport; cellular response to phosphate starvation
Cellular component (GO): Golgi apparatus; trans-Golgi network; cytoplasm
Molecular function (GO): inositol hexakisphosphate binding
Source: RefSeq, a predicted model, not a curated record
GGUCCUGCCAUUUUUAUUAGGGGUAAGAAAAUUUCUUUGAGUCAUAAACUAUCUGGAGAAAAUAGAACACGUUGAUUUUAUCCAGACAUUCAAAAAGUUUGUAUUUUUUCUAAGACAUUCUAGGAAACUACUAACUAGUUUUGACUACCCUUUAACAACAACUUGUUUGACCAUUUCUCCAGUCACAGCUCAAAGCCAAAUCCAACAUUCUUAUUUAAAGACCAAUUUUUUCAUUCUGGAUUUGGUAAAACAAGAAAGUUCAUUUUUCUCAAGAAAAAGCAUAGAGUAACCAGCUUUGAUAAAGAUGAAAUUUGGGAAAGAAUUUGCAUCUCAAAUGGUCCAAGAAUGGCAAGAAGCUUAUAUGGAUUACAAUUAUUUAAAAGGUGUAUUGAAAGAUAUCUUGAAUUUCAAGAAGAGGAAUGCACCUUUAGCAGAAAUUGCAGCCACCCCAAAAGGAUCUUUAAAAAGAAGGUUAUCUAUGUAUAGAGCAUAUAGUGGAUUACAAAGUAGAUACAACAGUUUCAAAAGUUUAUCUUUGAGUAAUAAUAAUGACCAAGAUGAUGAAGUUAUAUUAGUGAAUUCAGUACAACAAGAAGGAUCUGAAGGUCAUUAUCAAACUAUGUUUCUUAUGUCAUCUGAACAUGGUGGAGAAUAUGAAAUGGUUUUCUUUAGAAGAUUGGAUGAGGAAUUUAAUAAAGUGUUAACUUUUUACAAGAAAAAAGUAGGGGAAGUUAAGGCUGAAGCUGAUGAGUUGAGUAAACAAAUGGAUGCACUUAUUGCUCUAAGAAUUAUGGUUGAUAAACCUUCAAUUGAAAUGGAAAGUUCACAAGUCAAUGAUCCUACUCAUUUUAGAAGUCCAAGUAGGUUACAUAUGGAGGCAAUUCAAGAAGUAGAGAUGACAAGUGAAGAAAGACUGGAAAAGGAAGCAACAUCAGAGAGAAGAGAUACAGCAAAGAUGAAUGAAUUUAGGCCUGCUCCACUAGAGAUUUUGGAUCAUGUAAGAAUCAAUGUUGAACCCGAAACACCUGUUUCGACUUUAAGAAAAGUUAUCAGGAUUUCAGAUUCGAACUUAUCGUUCAGCAAAGAGGAGCUCAGAAAAGCUGAGGAACAAAUAAGAAAGGCUUUUGUUGAGUUUUAUCAAAAGCUUCGACUUCUAAAAAGCUACUGUUUCUUAAAUAUGUUGGCAUUUUCCAAGAUCAUGAAGAAGUAUGAUAAGAUCACCUCAAGGAAAGCUUCUAAAUCAUACUUAGAGAUGGUUGAUAAAUCUUAUCUUGGUAGCUCAGAUGAGGUUUCUAAGCUCAUAGAAAGAGUCGAGGCCACGUUUAUAAAGCAUUUUGUCAAUGGAAAUCGAAGGAAAGGAAUGAAAACUUUAAGACCACAAGCUAAAAGAGAAACACAUAGAGUAACAUUUUUCAUGGGUUUGUUCUCUGGAUGCUCAAUAGCAUUAGUGGCAGCUAUUGUUGUAUCGAUACGUGCAGGAAACCUUCUAGAGCACAAGGGCCGUGGGCAGUAUAUGGAUAACAUAUUUCCACUCUACAGCCUAUUCGGAUUCAUUGUCCUCCAUAUGCUCAUGUACGCGGGGAACAUAUACUACUGGAGGCGUUUUCGGGUCAAUUAUCCCUUUAUAUUUGGCUUCAAGCAAGGAACAGAACUAGGUUACAGACAAGUUCUUCUCCUUGCUUCUGGUCUUGCAGUACUUGCAUUAGCUGCAGCAUUGGCCAACCUGGAUAUGGAGAUGGAUCCAAAAACAAGAAGUUUUGGGACAGUAACUGAGCUAAUACCACUUGCCCUGGUGGUUGUUCUGCUUCUAAUAACUUUUUGUCCUCUGAACAUCAUAUAUCGUUCAAGUCGUUUCUUCCUUAUAAGAUGUGCCUGGCACUGUCUAUGUGCUCCCCUUUAUAAGGUUACUCUGCCAGAUUUCUUCUUGGCAGAUCAAAUUACCAGCCAGGUUCAGGCAAUUAGAAGUUUGCAAUUCUAUGUUUGCUACUACGUGUGGGGCAACUUCAGAACAAGAUCAAAUAAAUGUCAAGAUAGCAGUGUUUACCAAAUCUUAUACAUAGUCGUUGCAAUUAUUCCCUUUUGGUCUAGGUUUAUUCAGUGCCUUCGCCGCUUAUUUGAAGAGAAAGAUUCGAUGCAGGGGCUUAAUAGCCUCAAAUAUUUCUCAACCAUUGUUGCUCUUGUAAUGAGGACGCUUUACGAUCAGAAGAGAGGAACUUUUUGGAAAGUAAUGGCAGCAUCAACUUCAGGAAUUACUACAGUUGCAAACACUUACUGGGAUAUUGUCAUAGAUUGGGGUCUACUGCAAAGGAACUCAAAAAACCGUUGGUUGAGAGACAAACUACUUGUUCCACACAAGAUUGUCUACUUUGUUGCCAUUGUUCUUGACAUUAUUCUGAGACUAGUAUGGAUGCAGUUGGUUCUUGAUAUUCAAGAACUACCAUUUCUGCACAAGAAAGCAUUUGUUGCAGUUGUAGCCAGUUUGGAAAUCUUUCGCCGUGGCCUGUGGAACUUUUUCAGGUUGGAAAAUGAGCACUUGAAUAACGUUGGAAAAUACCGUGCCUUCAAGUCCGUACCGCUGCCGUUUAACUACGAUGAAGACAAGAGUAUAUAACUAUGUAUAAUUAGCUGAUACAAGGAAGUUGGAAUCCAGAGUACUCUAAGACUCAAAAUAUUUUCUUUUCUCUUGUACAAUUCUUUGAAUCAUUCGUCAAUGGUGUUUAUAAUAUAGUAGUUUUGUUCAUGAAAUUAAACAGUGAAGGUAUAUAUAGGACAAAAAGAAAGUUGAUUCCA